AUGCCCUCAACUCCGUCAGCGAGCUCGUUGCCCAUCGCAGAGCGCCUCACGCAGAGGCAAAUUGACGUCUUGGUCACGCUCGAGCGUAUAGGAGGGUCCGUCAGCCUCAUUGCCGUCUUGUUAAUCUUCGUCGCCUACGCAUUCAUUCGCCGUGUGCGCAACGUUCAGAAUACAUUUAUCGUUUUUGCGAGCGUCUCCAACAUCGGCGCCAGUGUUGCCAGCAUCAUCGCUCUCGACGGGUUACAGGCGGGUAAAGAGACGGCUCUUUGCCAAGCGCAAAGCUUCAUGUUUCAAAUGUUCAUGCAGUCAGACCCCUGGUGGUCGCUCGCCAUGGCAAUCAAUGUUUUCCUCGUCUUCUACUACCGCGCAAGCCCCGACUCGUUCCGUCGCUGGUGGUGGGUGUACUGCCUGAUCUGCUACGGCGGCCCCUUCGUCAUUGCCCUCAGCUUGCUCCUAGUCAAGAACAGCAAGCGCGGUCCAGUUUACGGUGAGGCUACGAUAUGGUGCUGGAUCGACCCUAAGUGGGAUGGCAUCCGCAUCUACACGUACUACAUGCUCAUCUGGAUCUGCAUCAUCGGCUCCAUUCUCUGCUAUUUCUUGGUCGGAUACCAUGUCUUCCGCUCUCGAAACCAGCUGCGCAGCUUCCCUGCCUCCAAAAGCCGUGAGGCUACCCACUGCGAGCAGGUAACCGCACCCCCUCCCGCCCAUCAUCUCCCGCCCUUUUACCUUCGCUGGGAGUUGACCACUAGUUUCACCUCACUACAGGCCACGGUAGAUCCCCCGACCGGCGAUGGCUUCUACGGCACCGUCGUUACCGAGGUUCAUGUUGUCCGCUCCAGUGCCAUAAACACCCUCUCGGAGCCCAAGCGUGCUCAUACCGUCGGCUUUGAUAACGACUCGUCCCCGUCGCUUCCACGGCCGCCUACGAGCACCCCUGCCAUGUACUACUCAACGGUUACGGCUUCGGCACCUCGCCGCCGCAGUUUCCUCUCAUCCAUGAAACGCAUCGUCCCGGUCGUUCACCUCGCCGCUUCCAAGUUUGUCAUCGAUGAUCCAAUCAAGCGUGCCUACCUUCGCACGAGCUUUCUAUUUGCACUCAGCGUCCUCGUCACCUGGAUCCCCAGCAGCCUCAAUCGCAUCCAUAGUUGGCUCGACGGCACAUCUCCCUACGAGUUCCACGUCGCCACUGCUGCCGUGCUGCCCUUGCAGGGGCUUUGGAACUUCCUCAUCUUCUUCAUCACAAGCUGGAGCGUCGUCAAGCAGCGUAUGCGCGGUAGAUCCAACACCGAUGUCUCGGGACAAGAUGGUCACGUCAGUGCCGACAGGACCAUCGACCGCGACCGAGGGACCAACAACCAUCUGCGCCACCCCAGCUCCGAGACGGAAUUUGGUGAGGCGGAUUCUGGAACCUUGGGUAGCGAUGUCGAGUUGCAGCGUGUGGCAGAUCGAUCCACCAAGAUGUUAGGAUUCACGUCGCCUUAA
Drechmeria coniospora is the source of this 1482-nucleotide messenger RNA. RefSeq names its product G-protein coupled receptor. The record is from RefSeq and is a predicted model, not a curated record. NCBI's taxonomy places the organism in Eukaryota, Fungi, Ascomycota, Sordariomycetes, Hypocreales, Ophiocordycipitaceae. The coding region runs from base 1 to 1482 and encodes 493 amino acids. Gene Ontology annotation, biological process: adenylate cyclase-activating G protein-coupled receptor signaling pathway; cell surface receptor signaling pathway. Gene Ontology annotation, molecular function: G protein-coupled receptor activity. The transcript is spliced from 3 exons. Gene Ontology annotation, cellular component: plasma membrane.